GCUGCUGUCUUCCUCCACUCACAAUUCCCCCAAACUCUACAAACCCUAGCAUUUCUGCUUAAUACGAAACCCCCUUCGUAAAGUGAAACCGCAUGAGAGAAAUCCCCAAUUUUUCAUCACCAUGAUGAACCCCACCAAAGCCCUAGCUAGAAUCCCGACGCCGUCGUUUUGCUGCAGAACGAGUAAAUUGGCUCGAAAUGUGAAUUGGGGUUUCCGAUUUCACCCCAAAUUUACUGUCUUUUUGCCGGCGAGAUCCACCCCCGAUCAUCGGACGGCGGUCUCUGCUUCAUCGGUACCGGCUGUAGCAUCAGAUGUUAGUUCUGCGGGCCUGUCUCAUAAUCCGAAGCAAGAGAUGCUGGAUAGUCUAGAAGCAAAUAUAGAGAAGAUUAUCUAUGGAUGCCGAUUUUUCGCCAUUCUUGCGGUUUGGGGUUCAUUGAUUGGAUCUUUUCUUGCUUCUUCAAGGGAUGUACAUACAUUGUAUCGUCGUUUAAAGAUUACUUUUUGGACAGAGGAAAAGUGAUGACAUUACUCGUUGAAGCUACUGAUGUCUACUUACUGGGGACUGUGAUGUUGGUAUUCGGCAUGGGCCUUUACGAGCUUUUCAUCAGUAAUCUCGAUAAAGCUAAAUCGUAUCCGGACGGAAGAACUCCCAACAGGUCGAAUUUGUUCGGUAUGUUUGUUCUCAAGGAACGGCCAAAAUGGUUGGAAAUAAAAACGGUGAAUGAACUGAAAACGAAGCUGGGGCAUGUGAUAGUGAUGCUUCUGCUAAUUGGUUUGUUCGACAAAAGCAAGAAAGCUGUCAUACAAUCGCCUGCCGAUCUUCUUUGCUUCUCUGCGUCCGUGCUCCUUUCGUCCGGUUGCCUCUUCUUGCUAUCAAAGCUAAAUCAUUGAAUAAAGAUGAAUUAUUAUUAUUUACUUUUUUUUUUCUUCUUUUUUUGGGUAAAUAGAAUUUAGUAUCUCAUUUCAAGAAACCUAAGCAGCUAUACCACCCACAUAUAGAAGCUGUAAACUGUAACUGAUUUAACUGGCAACUCUUUGAUUGUUAGUUUGAUCUUUUCUUCAUAAGAGAGUGAAUUAAUUACACAAAGUAUGCUUCA
This is a messenger RNA of Erythranthe guttata (spotted monkey flower), 1097 nucleotides long. RefSeq lists its product as hypothetical. The record is from RefSeq and is a predicted model, not a curated record. NCBI's taxonomy places the organism in Eukaryota, Viridiplantae, Streptophyta, Magnoliopsida, Lamiales, Phrymaceae.